CAGCCUCUCCUUUCUCGUAAUGACUGCCGUCAACGGACUAGCCUACACUGGAAACCUCAGAUCACGCACUCCCGGGCCUCCGAAAAUUCCCAAGACUCUCCAAGACGCUUUCCAAUGCUUCCAAGACCCAAGCCUCCAAGACAAGAAACCCAAACGGGCCCAAGUAGCUGCCGCUGGCAUGUUCCCUCGCCCGCUCUUAUCUCAAGCACCUCCGCGACACGGGGUGUUUGGGUGCCGCCUAGCCUCAGACACCAGACAAGACCUCGAGAAACAGUAACACGGCACCACGGCCAGAGGAAGAAGCGGCACGCACUAGACGGUAGACCAAGCCAAAGAAAAUGGCUAACCCACAGCUCAUUUCAAUUACUCUCUUUUUUCUCGUCGACUUCAGUCUCUGCAGUAUGCACUGCCACGAUUAACUCUCUCCAAGAGGCACGCGUACGUACGCAUUACUCCAGCAGACCAUGCCACACCGGGGUAUCUUGCCUGCUCACACCUGAAAUGCCGGCUGCCGGGAGAGCGAGUGCGACCGAACGCUUCAGUGGUGACCGGUCACUGGUGUUUACCCAGCCCGAUGCCCACUGAACAGGCUCGACGUCACAAAUGCAUGCCCCCGGCUUGCGUGGUUUCGUCCCAACGGGAUAGAACCUGGCCGGGGUCGUUUCUGAGGAAAAGGGAACCACGAGCCUGAGACGUCUAAAAAUGGCCCGGCCGCCCCAAGGCGGUUGGGUGCCGUUGCGAGGCUGAAGCACCCAUUGAUUAGCCCGCGGGCUCUUGG
Colletotrichum phormii is the source of this 778-nucleotide messenger RNA. RefSeq lists its product as uncharacterized. The transcript has a single exon. NCBI's taxonomy places the organism in Eukaryota, Fungi, Ascomycota, Sordariomycetes, Glomerellales, Glomerellaceae. The record is from RefSeq and is a predicted model, not a curated record. The coding region runs from base 115 to 585 and encodes 156 amino acids.